Messenger RNA from Cyclocybe aegerita, 2085 nucleotides. The record is from the annotation of a GenBank genome assembly. Lineage: Eukaryota; Fungi; Basidiomycota; Agaricomycetes; Agaricales; Hemipholiotaceae.
AUGAGUGGACUGUUUAAUCACAAAGUGCUUAAGGGGGGCUCCAACUCCUCUGCACCAGGACCACACCAUGUUACAUGGGUCCACCUAAAGGAGCUGCUCAAGGAUAACCAUGUCCUUGUGCUCUUCAUCAUGCUGGCCAAUGCUUGCCUCUGGGUGGGUCAUUGGCUGCAUAUAUUCAAGGAAUCACUGUCGGUCAUCGUUCCAAAGCCAAACAAGCCCUCCUAUGCUGUGCCAAAGGCUUUCAGGCCAAUCGUACUCCUCAUCACUUUUGGUAAACUUAUCGAGAAGAUGAUUGCAAACAGGAUACAGUUUGACACUGUCAAGCAUGAUAUCUUUCAUCCAAACCAGCUAGGCAGUAUUUGCCAGAGGUCAACUGAGGACGCUGGAUUGAUCCUGACCCAUCUCUUCUUCCCUUCUAUCAACCAUGAAAUGUUCAUGGCUGUUCUUCACAAGCAGGGGUUUUCACCAGUCUUGGUGGAUUUCUGUGCUUCUUAUCUAGUUGGUCGCUCCACAGUUUACUGUUGGAACACCUUCCAAUCUGGCUCAUGUUCUGCAGAUGUGGGUGUCGGGCAGGGCUCUGCUCUCUCGCCUGUUAUUUCAGGGCUCUUCAUCACUCCAGUAAUGAAGCUCUUCUACACCAAGGCAGUGCCACUUAACACGACGCUGCUCUCCUUUCUUGAUGAUAAUAAUGUGGGCCUGCAUAAGGCCUACAAGAUUAUCUACCUAUUAUUUGUUGCCUUCGCGCUCGUCCUUGAACAUGACAAGACCGAGCUGUUUCACUUUUCGUGCCGACACAACGCAUAUAAUCCUUUGCUUGACCUGGGGUACGCCCCACAUACAGGCGCUACACCUUUGAAGCCCAAGACCUAUUGGAGGUACUUGGGCUUCUACUUUGACCGCAGGCUCACAUUUCAUGAGCAUGUCCGCUACUAUGCCACCAAGGCAUUUACCACUGUGCAGGCCAUGCGCAUGCUCGGAAACUCUACCAGAGGUCUCUCACCUAAACAGCGACACCUCCUUUAUAGAUCGUGCAUGGUUCCUGUUGCCACAUACAGUUAUCGUCUCUGGUACUUCGAUGGCGCCCAUAACAAAGGCACCAUGAACCAGCUCAAACGGAUGCAGCAGAAAGCUGCUCUAUGGAUCACAGGUGCCUUCCGCACCUCACCUGCAGGCGGUCUUGAGGCUUUAGCAGGUCUCAUUCCCAUCCACCUUAUGCUGAAGAAGUUGGCGACAUGCGCAGUGUACCACAUCGCUACCCUCUCAGACACUCACCCUCUUUGCUCUAUGAUAGGCAAGAGACUCCUCAAAUGGGCCAAACUGCAUGCCUGCUCUGCUGCCUUGAUGACUCCUGCUAUGCAGGGGAAAGUCAAGAGCACUGUCAUGGAAGUGGACAAGCGCAUCCACACAUUAACUGAGAGCUUCAAGCCUUUUGCUCCUGAAGCUCACCUGGGUGAUCAGUUACUGGACCGCUUUGCGGACUGUCUCCACUUUGACAAAUGUGAUCCUGCACAGGAUAGGUGCCUGUACCUUAAUGAGCUCAUUGCGAAUGUGAGAGCCGAUCCACCAACAGUACUGGCUGCAACUGAUGGCUCUGUCCCUCAGUCCAACCAGUAUCAGGCGGCUUUGGCUGCCAUCCUCUACAAGGGACAUUGCGAGCUCGAACGGACUUGCUAUGUCUCAGGCAGGGUUACCACCCCUGAUGUGGAACUCAAUGCCAUCACAUGUGCAGUGCGCCUUGCUGUCAAGCAGGCAAACUGCCAACAUACCAUGGUCUUCACUGACUCUAUGGGCUCGGCCCACAGAGCAGUCGACCCCUCCAUACACUCUGGCCAGGCUUUUAGUCUGUCAGUUUGUCACGCUCUCCAAGAGUGGUUUAAGGCGGAUGACCCACACCGCAUCACUUUUAUCUACAUUCCAUCUGCUCUCUGGUGGGAUAUUCAUGGUGAGGCACACAAGUACGUCACUGAACUCAAAGUCAGAGUUGGACGUUGCAAGAUGGACAAUUCUAUAGAUGUGCUACGCUCUCAAGCUGUGCACUCAGUCCUGGACUCAUGGAGUUCGACUUUCCAGGAUCCAACUUACUGA